GAACUCUUGUGGUGAGCGGACGUGUUCUCGAUUGGUCUACCGUUGGUGCCGCCGGCGUACUUACUUGUACUUGUUGUUAAGUGCGCGUCUUCGUACUCGUACCGCGCUAUUGUAUUGCUCACGUUUGUUUAGAUCUCCUUGUGCGGGCGCCAGACAGCAUUUUAGAUGGUGGGCGCACAGAAGACUUUCACUCCCGAUUCUCUUCCACUCCAAGCCCUCUUCUCGGUCUCCCCUCUCCCACUCUCCCCCGACCAGUGCCCCAAAAGAUGUCUGACACUAUUUCACCCCAAGAAGGAAUCCAUCCUCUAAUCCAAGCCACCAAUCACCCAGAAAGGAAUAACGCAGUGGACCACGACCCCCAGCGAGCGGUUAAGGAAAAAGAGCAGGUAAAGGAAAAAGAGCAUAUCGCAUUCGAGGCCUACAUCACUGCACCCCUGAAGAUCGUUGAGCCCUUCGAAAAGUGCCAGGUGGAAAAGGAGGAGGGCGACAAGGAGAAGGAGGAGGACAGUCCAACUAAGUCGGUCGAGAUCGAGGGCACCACUGCCAGCAAAAAGUCGGUCAGCUUCAAUCCCAACGACGAGGAGAUCCGCAAGUUUACUACUGGCGAGCCGAUUGUCGACCAGAUAAAUCCCUUCCGCAAUGGUAGCGUGGCCACUGGUCACAACAAGAAGACGCCUCCUCCGGUGCCAACAAAGCGAUCGACUUUGAGUGUGCGGAAAACUGUGACCCAGCAGAUGAGGGAACGGGAACGAGAAAAAGAAAAAGAAAAGGAAAAGGCAAGGGAGCAGCAGAAGAACGAUUCCAACAAUCGCAGAAACAGGGCGUGCUGGGUGUCCCAGUCCCAGCAGGCCGAUGAUUAUGUGACCACCGAGGAGGUGCUCAAGCAGUCCAAGUACGUGAAGACAUAUAUAAAGAACCCGGACGCCGUCUUCGUCUACGAUCCCACGGUGCUGGCGCGGCUGAAGUUCGAGGAGUUGCAGGAGUUGACGAGUAAGCAGCCCAAGCGGAAGCAGCCCCCCAAGGAGCCAAGGAACCAGGGCAACAAGCUACCCCGCCACCAACCCCAGAAGCAUCUGGAGCAGCCAACCUUUAAGAAGUGCUCCAAGCCCAACUACCCAGAGCUGGCCAACCUGAAGAUCCGCACCGGCACCCACUCUGAUCCCGAGAUCAGCAGUGCCCUGCUCAAUCCCGCCGAGGUGACCAAGAACGCGCGCAAGUUCGACGAGCGGGUGAAGAAGCUACAAAUCACCUCGGACGACGACCUGGACGAGAUCGAUGGACCGCUGACAAAGAGCGAGUCAAGCGACGAACUGGUCACCAGCUCAUCCGUGCCCCCAAGUCCCCUGAAGCCUGCUAUGAGUGGAAAUGCAGUUGAGCCUUCGCUGGGCACCUUUACCAACACCGUUAGUUCUGAUGAGUUCCAGGCCUACCUGGACCGCAAGGGCCUGGCACUCAUGCCCCGCCGGGAGAUGGCCUCUCCCUCGACGGCCGGGUCCUCGCCACAAGUGAGAAGUGGCAAUGCCACCGCCGAGGAGCGCCGCCAGCAGGUGGCCGAGUCUCUGGCCGCGCUCCGAAAGAGCAACACCAAGAAACUGUCUGUGCUGCAGAGGCUCUCAAACAGCCUCUUUCCGGCCCGGAGGAAGACCACGCCUAAAUUGGAGGGCCCCUUGCCACGUCGCCUCUUUCACGAAAAUGAGGAGAAGGAGGAGCAGAUACACCGCAAGGACGAGCCAACCGAGAUCCGACGCAUUCUGCUGGAGCGCCAGAACCAGGUGGCCCAGGAGCAGACUCCGGUCAGAGUUGCCACUCAGCAGAGAUCCACUCUGGAGCGACGUGGACUCAGCCCCAGGAGGAAGUGGCCUGAGGCACAGCUGGGCCGUAUCAGCCGCUCCACCUCGGUGGAUCGCAGCCAGUUCCUCGAACAAUCGAUACCCGCCAGUCCGGUGGCCACUUCGACACCUGUGCGUGGCCAGAACCAGUGGGACCACCUGCGGGCCAUCAAGGAGGUGACGGACCGCCAGCUCUACCACAAGCUGCACCAGCAGCAGCAACUCCAGGUGAGGCAGAGUAAGGGCGAAGACAUCUACUCCCAAGUGGUAGUCCAGCCGGAGCAGAUCGGAUUCGUGCGCGGCUCGCUGCAGCGCAACACCUUCUCCGGAGUCACCAGUGGUCGCCACAAUCGGCAAAUGGUGGUUCUGAACGACACCCCAAUGAGGCUCGUGCAGCCGCCACGCUGCCAGAGCGUGAUGGACAACCUGGUGCCGGGUGGUGGGCAGCAACCUGGAAUGCACCACGCCAACGGGACUCCUACGCCAGUCGUAAUGCGGCAAAGGGUCGAGCACGGACAGGCACGAAGGAUCGGGGGACUCCUCACCCGCGAGGAGAUCCUUGAGAAGGUCAAGGAGUUCUGCCGCAAGAGCAUCACCAAAACCCCGCUGCCGGAGUCUAAGGCCCAGAUGCAGAUGCAGCCCUUCUACAAGCGACACCUCACGCCCCCGAACGCCGAUGUCUCGCCCGUGUCUUACGCCUCCGUGGACGACCAGUGUGCCCGUCCGCAAGUGCCGCACCGGGUCCAGAGCCUACCCGUCUCCCAGGGGAACUAUAUACCAGGGGGCAAUGCCCUAGGCGGAGCCUCGCCCAUCUACGCUCACGUCAGCAAGCGGAACAGCCUGCUUUCCAACGUCUCCGAGCAGUACUUGUCCAGCCAGCAGCUCGGCACCCUGACCAGGCCCGUACCCCUCAAUCAACUGGUGCUGGUGGACACGGGCGCUGGUGUCCAGGUGGCCCAGCUGGUGGACUAUCUGCCCUACGUGCGCCCGGCUCCAGUCCAGGCCCAGAGCUACUUGAUGCAGGACGGCCGGGCCACGCCUCUCAUCCUGGACCACUCGGCCCAGCAGGCCAGCCAAAUCUACUGGACGCCACAGCACCGCCAGCGGAUCUCCCACCCAAUACAGACACCACGUUUCAUCAAGACUAUGCCCUCAUCCAGGAACAGCACCAUGAGCCGCCACUUGGAGGGCAAUGGGAACGGGAACGCCUCCGACUGAUUACUCAGCUCGGAGGCUGGCGAGGUGCGGAGGAUCACGGAGAAACAAUUAUAA
Drosophila gunungcola (fruit fly) is the source of this 3101-nucleotide messenger RNA. RefSeq lists its product as uncharacterized. Lineage: Eukaryota; Metazoa; Arthropoda; Insecta; Diptera; Drosophilidae. The record is from RefSeq and is a predicted model, not a curated record.